AUGGUGAAGCUUGCAUCGGCACGAGAGAGCCGAAUUUACGGGCCCCGGUUAUCGAGGAACCGGGCGGAAUACACAAACGCUGGGCUGUAUGUAUUUGCUACGAUUGUUCUAUUGACUGGUUUUGCAGCCGAGUUUUCCUGGGAACCGAAGUCGGGUUUGGUGCUUUUGCUUAUAGCUUCAGCGUUGAUGAUGGUGGUUAAUGCUCAUGAUCUUCUUGCCCAUCUUGCGGGUUUCGAUUAUCGGUUUCCAUUGAUGGAAUUUGAUGUCCAGCUUGCGCUCGUUGAGUUUGCAGUUCCUGUUGUUCAGAUUUUGGGAUCCCUUCUUUUGUUCUUGGGAAUUCUCUUUCUCUUCAUUCAGAAAGUGAAAGGAUUUGGUUUCUUUAAAUUGGAAAAGCAUGCUUUGAACAUGCUUAUUGCUGGCCCUGUUUUAUGGGUGCUUGGAUCCAUCCACAAUUUAUGUCAAAUCUAUGAGAGAGCUGAUGGUCAUGUCCAAAUCUUGCAACAAAGUGUCCAACUCCCUUUCUUGAUGGGGAGUUUGUUGUUAAUGGUGGGCGCCAUCAUCAAUUGCCGCGAGCAAGCCAGACAAAUGCAUCAUGGAUUAGACCUAUUGGGAAGUACUUGGGUGUGGUUGGGAAUUGGUGCAAGCAUAUUGUUCUUCGUCGGAGGGAUAACGAAUGUGGUAAAAGUGUUCAAGAUGCAACAACUUAAUGUGCUGCGGCUUGAGAAACUGCGAGGAGGAGCACAAGAGAGACUAGUUCAAGAAAGAGAAGGCCAUGUUCCACUCAUUAUAGAAGAACAGCAGAGGAUAAAAAAGCCGGCUGCUCCAGUAGCAGCCGGGGAAACAGAACCAGCAAUUGUAGGAUCUCCAACACCUUACAAGGAUGUGCUUGUUCGCAAUUGA
This is a messenger RNA of Pistacia vera, 900 nucleotides long. RefSeq lists its product as uncharacterized. The coding region runs from base 1 to 900 and encodes 299 amino acids. The record is from RefSeq and is a predicted model, not a curated record. NCBI's taxonomy places the organism in Eukaryota, Viridiplantae, Streptophyta, Magnoliopsida, Sapindales, Anacardiaceae. The transcript has 3 exons.